AUGAUACCUCAGUGCAAUAGUGGCUUUAGUCUUUCAAAUGGGGAGACAGUCAUGACAUGUACAGAGAAUGGCUGGUCCCCACCUCCCAAAUGCGUCCGAAUCAUUUUCAAUGGUCAACAAAAAUUUUUGAUCAUGAAAACUGCUUUUCCUUUUAAUAAAAAGAUUCUUAACAAGAAGUACACUCUUCUAACCUCAGGCCCAGAGACAAAGAAAACUAUUGGACAAAAUACUUGCUCUUCUCCCCUAAUUAUUCCUGCCUCUCUCUACAAGGAGAGUGAUCUAUUCAUUCUCUGUCAGAUGCAACAGAAAGGAGAUGGGUGGCUAGAAGACGGAAAUCACAUAGGGAGAUUAAUUCAAGUCAAGGAAACAGUUUGUGUAAGACACAGUCGUAAAGAAAUAUUAAGGCUAAUGGACUCUACUAAAGAUUUGGAUGACAUAAAAAUGGAAGAGGAGAGGAGAUAUGCAAACAUGGACAACGAACAGACAGAUAUUUCAGUUUGCAAUGGCCUGGAGUUUUCUAUGGAUAUGAGAGCUAAAGAGCUAUUGAUAAAGAGGAAGAGCUUUGAAGAUUUUGGUGUUUUUCCUUUGUGUCCUUAUAGCAGUGUUUUCCCCCUGCUGAAGUUUUUCCUCUCUGUAAAGGAUCAAGCCUCUUUGGGGUCUGCAAUGGUGCCAGGGGUAGGUCUGAUCCGUCUUGAAUUUCUGUGUGCACAAGAAACAUGUUCACAUUCAGACAUAGAAAUUCAGAAUGGUUUUUUUUCUGAAGCUACUACUCAAUAUCCCUUAAAUAAACAAGCAGAAUACAAGUGCAAACCAGGAUUUGCAACAGCAAAUGGUGAAACUUCAGGAACAAUUACCUGUCAGCUAACUGGAUGGUCAGCUCAACCUAAAUGCUUUAAAUCUUGUGAUAGGCCGGGAUUUGAAAAUGCUCUAAUUAAAAGAAUUGGUGCACGGUUUAUGCUCAAUGACCAGCUGGAGUAUCAAUGCAAACCUGGCUAUGAAACCAAAGCAGGAAGGACCGGUGGUUCCAUAGUGUGUGAGCUCAACGGUUGGUCUGAUCAACCUUUAUGUCUUGAAAAACAAUGCACUGUUCCGAAUUUAGAUGAAAACAUAUUGGCUAUGCCCUCAAAAAGAAAAUAUAGAAUUGGAGAGGUGUUGAAAUUCUCUUGUCGAAAUGAACUUGAGAGAGUUGGACCAGAUUCAAUUCAGUGCUAUCACUUUGGAUGGUCUCCUAGUCCUCCAACAUGUAGAGAUCGUGUUAAACGUUGUGGUUCCCCGCCUUCACUUUUGAAUGGAAAAUCGACAGAAGUGGAGAGAGAAGCCUAUGAACACAGUGCCGUGGUGGAAUAUGUUUGUGAUCCUCAGUUUCUGAUGAUAGGUUCUAGGAAGAUUCAGUGUGUUGAUGGAAAUUGGACACCUCUGCCUAUAUGCAUUGCGGAGAAGAGUACAUGCCGAGAUAAACCUGAACUUGAGAAUGGCUUUGCUGAUUCCUCUGCUCCUUUUUAUUAUCAUGGAGAGUCAAUCGAGUUCAAAUGCACAGAUGGAUUCACAAUGAUUGGAGAGAAAUCAGUUACAUGUUUCCGUGGAAGAUGGACCCAACUUCCUACGUGCAUCGGUCAAACAAUACAGGUCUGCCCACCUCCACCUCAGAUUCCCAAUAGUCAAAUUAUGACGACCACAGUCAAUUACCGGGAUGGAGAAAGAAUAUCAAUUCUCUGCCAAGAAAAUUAUGUAAUGCAGGAAUCAGAAGAAAUGGAGUGCAAAAAUGGAACCUGGCAGUCAAUACCACGCUGUGUAGAAAAACUUCCAUGUUCUCAGCCACCUCAGAUUGAACAUGGAAGCACUACAUCAGCUAGGUCUUCACUGGGGCCCGAAGUUUACCCACAUGGCACCAUACUGAAUUACACUUGUCAAGCUGGCUUUAAGAUAUUUGAAGAAGACAACAAGAUAACGUGCUCCCUGGGAGAAUGGAGUAUUCCACCUCGGUGUGUAGGACUUCCUUGUGGAACUCCACCUCAGAUUUCCCAUGGUAUACCUCAGUUACACAACGGAGAUGGUUACCAAUACGGAGAAGAAGUUAUGUACAGCUGCGCUGACGGUUAUAGAAUUGAUGGAUCUGCAAUCGCAACAUGUUUAGGAGGAAAAUGGUCCAGUCCACCAGAAUGCAUAGAAAGUGUUGCUUGUAGUCCUCCACCCAGGGUUGAACAUGCUAUCAUACAAAAUGAGAUGGUGAGGUAUCCAUCUGGUGUGCAGGCGCGUUAUGAAUGUGAAAAGCCUUUUAAACUCUAUGGAAACACAGCAGAAGUGCAGUGUUUAGAUGGCAAAUGGACAACACCUCCUCAAUGUAAAGACGCUGUAGGAAAGUGUAGUCCCCCUCCACCUAUAGCAAAUGGAGAUACUAUUUCACAGCAACUUAAGGAAUAUGCUCCAGAAUCAAGAGUUGAUUACCAGUGCCAAUCUUAUUAUAGACUCGAAGGACACAGGACUAUAGUAUGCCGCAAUGGGCAGUGGUCAGAACCACCCAAAUGCAUAAGUCCCUGUGUAAUAUCAGAAGACAUCUUAAAUGAACAUAAUAUAACCUUCCGAUGGGUGGAUACAAAGAAACUUUAUACUGAGUCAGGAGACUUUGUUGAAUUUGACUGUAAACGGGGAUAUCGUAGAACGUCACCAGAUGAAACAUUUCGAACAACCUGUCAUGAUGGAAAAUUAGCAUAUCCCACUUGUGCUUUAAAUUAA
Messenger RNA from Sorex araneus (European shrew), 2733 nucleotides. RefSeq names its product complement factor H-like. The record is from RefSeq and is a predicted model, not a curated record. NCBI's taxonomy places the organism in Eukaryota, Metazoa, Chordata, Mammalia, Eulipotyphla, Soricidae. Bases 1 to 2733 code for a protein of 910 amino acids. The transcript has 16 exons.